Messenger RNA from Westerdykella ornata, 432 nucleotides. Its product is annotated as DUF636 domain protein. The transcript is spliced from 5 exons. The coding region runs from base 1 to 432 and encodes 143 amino acids. Gene Ontology annotation, molecular function: carbon-sulfur lyase activity. NCBI's taxonomy places the organism in Eukaryota, Fungi, Ascomycota, Dothideomycetes, Pleosporales, Sporormiaceae. The record is from RefSeq and is a predicted model, not a curated record.
AUGGCAAAGCAAGGCGGUUGCAUAUGUCGAAAUGUUCGCUUCAUUCUCGAAGGCGACCCUGUGGUGAAGGCUCUGUGUCACUGCACAGAUUGCAGGAAGAUCACAGGCAAGCAAGCACUAUCUCCUUGUUCCACAUACAGCACCAACGUUCUCUAUCCGGAUGGCCAGUUCAAGGUGACCCAGGGCACUCCCAAGCAAUAUAGCAAAAUUGCCGACUCAGGGAAAAGGAUCGUGAUCUACUUCUGCGGAGACUGCGGUUCCUCGAUGUGGCGCGAGACUGAGAGUUCGCCUGGCAUAAAGGUCGUCGCGGUCGGUACGCUUGAUGACUUCGACGCCUUGGAGCAGGCCAAGCCUGUCGCCGAACUCUUUGCCCCAUCCCGACCAAGCUGGAUUCCCGCAGUUGAAGGGGCGGAGCAGAGACAGGCCAUGUGA